AAAUUUUUGACGUUUGUUUUGUUAUUGUUGGGUUUUUAAUUUUAAGCAAAAAUGGAGGAAGUGGAUAAUAUAAUAAUAGAUUCUUUAAGACAUAUGGAUUGUAACAUUGACUCAAGUAUAGACAGCUUAAAACAAUUUGAUGCAGAGAUGGUAGUUGAGGCAGUCUCCACUUGUUUGGAAGCUAUAUUGCCUGGGCAAAAAUUUACCAAAAAAUUACCCCCCUCAAUGAGUUUUAAACUAAAAAUAGCAUCUAGUUUAGCAGAACAAAUUAAAGAACUGGGGUUUAGAGGUGAUAUGGGUUACCAGACUAUUUUGUAUUGUAAUGAAGUGGAAAUUCGUCGGGUUUUAAUGUUUUUGAUUGAACGUUUACCCAGAGAUACAAAUAAAGCAACUCAAAUAGAGCAAACUGGUUAUGUGCCAAAAUUGGUUAAAAGAAUUGAAGAUAGUUUACGAUUAUCUUUUAAACAAACUUGGCUGCCAAGUUCCCUAUUUAAUAAUGGUGUAAGGCAUUGUGAAGAUGAUGUUAUUGUUCAAACUUUAGGAAAUUGUGCUCCUUUAAAAGCAGUAAAUUUACAAAUACCUGACACUCAGAAUAAUUUAGAUGAAGUUUUGAAAGAAUAUUGGAUUAGAGAUGUAAAUGAUGUUACUAGACAAUGUGAUAGAGAAAAAUUGAUACCCUCACUUUUGUAUAAUGAUUGUGAGUUUAGCAGUGAAGAAAGUAUUGUUAAAAUGAUUUUACAAAAUAGUUCACAUAAAUCAAAUAUUGUCAACUUAGUAAAUGCUGAUUUAAAUGUGAUGGUGAAAGAAAACACAUUACAAGGAUGUUUUAAAACUACUGAAACUGAAAAUGAGUGUGAAGUAAAAAUUAAAAAUUUAGUUAAAGAUAUUGACGAAGACAAAAUUAAAUACAAAGAACUUCAAGAAGAAGCUAAUAAGUUGGAAUUAAGUUUAUCACAGGUUUUAUCAAUGAAAAACCAGGAACAAGACCUGCUCAAAGACUCAGCAAACAAAGUAAAAUUAAAAACCAAAACAAUAGCAAUAAUUUCCAAGGAAGAAAAUUUGCAAAAACUAAGAUACCUUGUAGAAAAUGGUACUGAUAGAUUAGUGGAUUUGGCAAACCAGUGGAAUGAAGUCAGGACCCCUCUACUGGAGGAAUUUAAAAGUUUACAAAAUACUCUGACAAGUGAAGAAAUUAAACAACAGGAGGAUACAUCUAAGCUGAAUUACUUGAAGGAAAGCUACAAAAACCUUGCCAAAGAUUUUAAAGAGAAGGAAGAAUUGGAACAGAAUUUAAUCGAAAAAAUUAAACAAGUUUCCAAAAAUAACAACAGAGUUUCCUAUACUAGAAGAAUCCUUGAAAUUGUUUCAAACAUUAAAAAACAAAAUGUGGAAAUUCAAAAAGUUUUAAAGGAUACCAGGGAAGUCCAAAAAGAAAUUAACACCCUAUCUGGACAAGUGGAAAGAUCUUUUACUCUAUCUGAUGAAUUAAUUUUCCAGGAUGCAAAAGAAGAUGAAACAGCCAGAAAGGCUUACAAGUUAUUGGCAGCUCUUAGAGAUGAAUGCAGUGGUAUUUUAAAAGCUGUAGAAGACUUAGGACUGUCUGAAAGAGAGUCCAGAAAUCUUCAAGAACAAGUUGAAACUGAAAAAGUAAAGGAUAUUGGCAAAAAACUGGAAAGAGUCAACCAAGAUUUGGAACAAAUGAAAAAAGAAACCAAUAUUCUUUUAAAAGGUAAUCAAUAAAAAGUUAAGAUUGGAAUAUGCAGUGCUUUAAAAUAUAAAUUAAAACCAUUCCUAAUAGAUUUAGGAAAGUUAUAUAAAAUAUUAUGUAUUAUGCUUUAAGGUUAAAAUAAAAUUUAUAUAUUUUAACAUUUAUUUAUUUACAAAAUAUUGUACAAACUAACUUUCUUGUCUGGAUCGAAUUUCAGGAGGAACAUAUCCUUCAUCAAUUUUUCUGGGCUUCUUCUUCUUACCAAACCAUUUUUUGGGAUAAAAGACUCUUUUAGCCAUAAUAUCCAAUUCAAUUUGUUCUUCAUUCUCAAAGAACCACAAUUUGGUUUCCUUUUCUUUGAUUGCUUCCUUAAGAUCCUUAACUGUUUCAAGGCGUCUUUGUGUUUCAUAUCUUUUCUGUUGUUCAUUUAAAGCCUCAAUUCUUUUCUGCUCCCAUUGUGAGAAUACCUCACAUUGCUUUGCAAUGUCUGUUUCAGAAGAAGUGUUUAUAUUUUUUUCUACUUCACUUAUAAGCAAUUUUUCCACUUCCAAACUUUCUGUCUUGAUGUCCAGUUUAUUAUCUUCAGGUAGUAAUGAUAUAACUUCUUUACACAAUGGUUUUUCAUAGGAAGAAGCAACCUUGGCAGCCUCUUCAUUUUUUCCAAAUAGUGCCAAACCCAAAACAUUAAAUGAUUUACUUAAAACAUCAUCUUUACCUUUAGUCAAAAAUACCAAAGUUUUCCCAAUAAUUUUAUUAGAAUCUCUUAAGUCAAAAUGAUCAUCAUCAUAAGGAUUCCUCAGGUAUUUAACCCUUACUUUAACUUCAUCUUCAGGCUCAGCAACAGUUUCAUAUUUAGGCCAUUCUGAAGGUUUCUCCAAAUAUUUGUAACAAUGCAAUAAACACAAACUAUCUGUUAGUGGUACUCCAAAAUCUUCCUGCAACAUAAUCUGACUUGCUACUCUAGCACCUUGCAAAUAAUCCCUUUCCUUCCAAAAAGUAUCCAACAAAAGAUUUGCUGUGUAUGAAUCCAAGAAUAAACCAUAGUUAAGUCUGUCAUCAAUGGCAUCAACUAAAUCAGACUUAUUUCCAUAAUUCAUUAGGGUUCUUAUUACUGCAUGUGAUGUAGAAUCCAAUGCAUUGUAAGCAUCUGCACUUAGGCGAAGUUUGUGCACCAAAUCAAGGAUUUCGCCAUUAAAUUGGUUAUUGUUAACAGAAUUGGUGAAUAUGUCAACGUCCACUGCACUUAUCUGCUUCAGUUUUUGAUACCUUUGGUCUACAUCAUUAUAUAAAUCUUCAGGGUUUACUUUUUGAAGCACUGGUGAGUUUAGUCUAUGUUCCCAUACCUCGUUGCAAUAAUAUGCGGGCGAUAAAAAUGUUCUUAACUGAGAAAAAGUGUAAAUACUUUUAGGUUUUCGAGUUUUGCUACAAAACGUGAUUAUUUUUAACAUUUUUUCAGAUUAAAACGACAUAACGAUUAAAAUAUAACCUCAAAAAUUCAUUCACUUUUAUU
Brassicogethes aeneus is the source of this 3218-nucleotide messenger RNA. NCBI's taxonomy places the organism in Eukaryota, Metazoa, Arthropoda, Insecta, Coleoptera, Nitidulidae. The record is from the annotation of a GenBank genome assembly.